UGACCAGCUGUUUUUGCAUUAUAUUUUCUUUUCCUUUUGUUCAUAAAUAAAACUGUAAUAACAUAUAAAAGUAAUGCAAUUAGAUAGCGAUUGACGCCUGUUGUCGUCUUUUUUAUACUAUAAGAACAAAGUGCAACGAAUACCAUUAGUUAAGCGGAUAAUAAAAUGAGCUAAGCUCAGUGACCACCGACUGCCAUGCCUCAAAGUGAUUCAGUGGAUGCCCGCAACGCUGCACAGCUCCUUCUGUCCAAUGCGCGACAUGGGAAUAAUGCCUACCACAUGCCAUAUGAUAUGUCAGCACGAGCACAUUCCAUCAACUUGAUAACCGAGGACUUCCUAGCCGGCUACAUGCAAGAUGGACGAAUGUCUGUGGUGCGACGCUUCUUCUGCCUCUUCGUAACAUUCGAUCUGGUGUUUGUGUCACUGCUGUGGCUCAUUUGCAUUGUGAUUGAUGGGGACAAUAUAUUCCAAGCGUUCCACAAGCAAAUUGUGGAGUACACAAUCUAUACAUCGCUAUUCGAUGUGGUUGCCAUAGCGCUGUGUCGAUUCAUAGUCCUAAUCUUUUUCUACGCCAUGAUGUACAUCAAUCAUUGGUCCAUUAUAGCGCUAUCGACGAGUUGUUCGUGCUUGUUCCUGAUCUCAAAGGUUUUUGUUUUCAAUUGGCUGCAAGCCAAGCAACAGGUAUUCGAAGUCAUCCUCAUAAUUACUUCAUUUAUACUGGCUUGGGGCGAGGCCUGGUUCCUUGACUGUCGGGUCAUACCGCAGGAGCGACAUGCCCAGCACUAUUUCAGGUCCCUGAUCUCGAAUGAUCGCACACCUUUGGUACAGCCAUCCAUCUUGAUUGAGAAUGAGCGACCGCCUCAGAGUGUGACUGAUUUUUAUUCACCGCUGGACACCGCUCGCCACUCCGACGAAGAAGAUGAAGAGGAUGAGGAGUAUCACCAAAUGGGCUUGGAUUGCCUGCGCAAGGCCUAUCAGAUCAUUGAGUCCAGUGACUGGAAGGUGGAAAAAGUAACCCACAAGGGCGACACCAUUCACAGCAUGCAGCGGGAAAAGACUGGAAAAAUAUACAAACUGACGGCCCGCAUCAAAUAUCCUGCCAAGGCUCUGAUGGAAGAUCUAUUCUACCGCAUUGAGGACUGUCCAAAAUGGAAUCCGGCCCUACUGGAAUCCAAAAUAGUGCGCAAAAUAAACUCGUACACGGACAUCACCUAUCAGGUGUCCAUCGGAGGUGGUGGUGGCAUGGUAAAGAGUCGCGACUUUGUCAACUUACGGUCGUGUCGUCUAUUCAACAAUGGCCAAAUCUGCGACGACGAUGAUGUGGCCAAGCUGAGCAGCGACGAUGACGACGACAACAGCACACUGAACCGCUCAUGCGAGGGCAGUGUCAGCACCAUAUCUGAUGGCGAAUCGCAAUCGCCUCUGGCCAGCAGUGUGACCAGUUGUCGGGCAAAGUUCCCCAGCGCAUCGGUGGGUCCCUCAACGCCCUUUAAUACGCUGGGCAACAGUCUGGGCGCAAAGAGUCUGGGACCAGUAGUUAAUUUUGAUGAUGAACCACCGCCUCUGGACCAAGAUGAGUUUUCAGAUGCCCAAGAAAAGAUAGAUGGCGAAGCGGACAAAGAGACCAUGACAAAACCCAGCAGCAUUGGCAAGACCACGGAUAAGGUUUGGAUGACCGCCGCGAUUAGUGUGCAAUACGCUGCUGUUCCGCCCACAUCAAAAUACACUAGGGGCGAGAAUAUUGUCACUGGGUUUGCCUUUCGGGAAAUCGUUGGCAAAUCGGACAGCUGCAUUGUUGAAUGGGUGCUGUGCUUGGAUCUGAAGGGAUACAUCCCUCGCUACGUUCUGGAUGCAGCACUCACCUCCUCCAUGACGGACUACAUAACCAAUCUGCGCAAGCAUGUGAAUGAGCUGAGGCAUCGGGGCCGUGGACGAGCGCCGAGGAUACACUAGGCCACUAGAGUGGCAGCGUGCAACAGAGGUGGCCUAGGCCCUUUUCAAACUGUAUUCUAAUUGUAAUCUAAUUGUAUCUCACGAGUGUGCUUGCAUCGACUGGCAGACAACGAUCGAUCAUCUGUAGGAAUAUUUCAAUAAUGGUAGAGCAGGAUCAAGUUCAUUGCAGUAUGUUUAAUGAUUAUAUGUAUGUUUCUAUAUGAUAAUGCGUAAGUUUUAUGCGUAUGCACGGCUUAUAAUAUAACAUUUUUUAUAUAAUGA
Drosophila obscura is the source of this 2214-nucleotide messenger RNA. RefSeq names its product steroidogenic acute regulatory protein-like (gene Start1). The transcript is spliced from 12 exons. Lineage: Eukaryota; Metazoa; Arthropoda; Insecta; Diptera; Drosophilidae. Gene Ontology annotation, molecular function: lipid binding. The record is from RefSeq and is a predicted model, not a curated record. The coding region runs from base 196 to 1953 and encodes 585 amino acids.